This is a messenger RNA of Megachile rotundata (alfalfa leafcutting bee), 1921 nucleotides long. RefSeq lists its product as uncharacterized. Gene Ontology annotation, biological process: protein localization to plasma membrane. Lineage: Eukaryota; Metazoa; Arthropoda; Insecta; Hymenoptera; Megachilidae. Gene Ontology annotation, cellular component: plasma membrane. The record is from RefSeq and is a predicted model, not a curated record.
AAUAAUCAAAUAGUAUAAUGUAUAACAUAAAAAUAUAAUAUUGUAUUCUUCUACACAAACAACAGUGUAUAAAAACUGCAAAUUCAUUUGUAUUUGUAUAAAACAUAUUCUAACCAAAAUUAUGUCUGUAAUAUUUGUUUACUUUCUCAAUUUAAUAUCGUGGAAUAAUGAUCACUGAUGAAGAAUUGAAAGUUAAAAUGGAUUAUAUUGAAGAAAUAUCUUCUAUCUCUACACAGUCAUUAAAGGAACCAGAUAAAAUACUUAAUAAUAUACUACAUAUUUCAAAACGUGCAUCAGGACAGCAACUAUUAAAUUAUAAACCAAGUAAUAUUAUUGUAUGCACCCUUAAACUUUUCUUUUAUUACAAAGAAAAUGUAUCUCAGACCGAUAACAUGUGUCAAUGGAAACGACGAAAGAAACGUCGACUUGCCAAAGAAUGUUACAAUAACUUAUUGCAUAUAUAUGUUCCUGUUAAACCUAAAGAAAUUCUUGAAGCAGUAAUUAAGAUAAUUUAUGAAGAUAAGCUUUGGGAAUUUGAAAGCUUUUGCUUUGAAAUUAUGUGUGAUCUGUUGGAAUGUGGAAUUAGUGGGUCAUUAUUAAUUCAUACGUUAUGGGACAAAAUUGAAAUUCCAAAUACAAAUAUAGAAGAAACGAGAAGAAUGAUGAGAAUACUAUAUGAGUUACUUGAUAUUUAUGAAUGGCCAGAUACUUAUGGUACAGUAAUCGUUAUUGAAAGAAUCCUAAAUCUUUUUUAUAUUUGUAUAACUACUAGACAAUCUUCUAUAGAUAUGAUACGUUCAUAUGCAAUGCUCAAGAAGGGUUUAGAGGUUUGCAUUAUUAAUCUGGUAAAACGUGUGGACAAUGAUCAUCUUUUGGUCAUAGUACAACACAUGUGUACAUGGGCUAUUGAAGAUGGAAUGACUGAUGACAUUAUUUUAGAGUUUGGUAGUACCCUUGAAUAUACAGCUUAUAUGCAUGUGGUAACAUUAUAUGAGAAAACGUUAACACCAAAGAUAUUUCCAUUAUUGAUGCGAAUGAUAGCAUCAAAAAGUAAAAUAACUAAUUUACUGGGUAACAGAGUUAUACAAUAUUUAUUAGAUAGAAAGGAAAAUAGAAUGAAUUUUGAUACGCCUAAACUGUUUUUUGAAAACACUCAAUUUGAUGUAAAAAUAGGCAAAUGUCUUAAAGAAGAUAAAUUAUUUUGCAAACUUCAUAGAGAAGUUUUACAUGACAGCCUUUUAAAAAGCAUUAUAAACCACUGUACAUCACGUAUGAAUUUAGAAACAACAUAUUGUACAAUUUGUUUGAUUGCAACAGAAAUUCCAUGCGGCUUCACAGCAGCGGCUUUAGUUUGUCUCAUAAUGAAUCUGCAAGAUCUAAUUUUAAAAGAAAAUAGACAUAAUAGUGAAGUAUCUUAUCAUUUACAUGCUAUGAUAAUAGCAAUUAUGUCUCUUUUAUGCUGGAUUCAUAAAGCUAAAGUAUUUUAUGAAUAUGUGAAUAAAAUAAUAUUGGAAAGAGCACAAUGGGCUCCACAUUUAAAUCCGCCUAUUCAAUCCCAAUAUAAUUUCGCAGCUCAUCAUAUUCUUUGGAAUAAGCCAGAAUUAUUUUUCGUAGAUUGGGAAGCACGGUAUGGUUUAUGGAAAUGUUUUCGUUUACGUGACGGUGACAAUACAUCAGAAAUAUGAAUAUUCAUUCCGUGUUUAAGGUUAAACAAAGAUUGUGUGAAAAUAUCGUUUAUUUGGAAGAUCAUACUUACCUCGCGCAACGUGACUGACUUCAAUCGAAUCUACUAAUUUGCGUUGUUCUAUGUUUUUAUAUAUUUUUCACUUGAUUGUCCAUGCAUACGGUGGAUAAAAUAUACGAAUAGUGACACGAGGCAUAGAAUCAAAUAUGAUUACAUAUGGAAAUUAAGAAUUUAUAA